GGGAGCUCCAACUUUCUUUCAGGAUAGCAACGUCGCGACACAGUCUCUAACCCAGCUCCAACGUUGAGGAAGUCGCCUUUUCUCAAUUCUCAAGAUGUCAUCAGCUAGGACAAGCUACCAGCAGGAUUACAUCGCGCGCAUCCGAUACUCGAACGCGCUGCCUCCUCCACCAUGUCCACCAAAGCUCCUGGACAUUCCCAACACUGGACUCUCCAGCGGACAGUAUACAUCGGCUGGCUUUGCAUCGAGGCUGGCCCGAGAGCAACCUCUGAAUAUAGAGGCAGAUGCUGAGUUGGGCAUGCCAGUGGAUUUAGUUGGUAUCCCAGGCGUCUUCGAUGGCGAUGAAGCAGCAAUACAAGCUCUGGACCGACCACCUCUACUCCACCCAGCCGAUCGCGCGCUGAUGCGGCCUCCGACAGCCUUGGGCAAACCAAUGGCAGGCCCGUCUGGCAUAUCAUUCCUUCGUAAAACCGAGUACACCACAUCAUACCACACAGGAGGCGCCAAAUUCGAAUCCAGCAACUCCUCGAAUACAAUGCGCGUCAAAGCUAAAAGACGGCGACCAGCGGACGUAUCUCAGGACGACCCAACCAACAUCAGUAGACAGAUCUUGAAAGGAUUCAACAUUGCAUAUCCUGCCGAUGCAUACAAUGGCCCAGACACAGGAGACAAGCUUCGCGCGGCCGACAUUCUGUCGGAAGAGAGACAAGCAUGGAAGACACCAAAACACCCACUCAAUCCUUCAUUGCAGUUGCUCGAUUCAUAUCCAUUACUUCCUGAUUGGGACGCAGUUCCUGAUACGGGCUCCUACCAAGUCAUCAAGUUUACAGCACCGCCCGUUCGCAAUGCACGUGAUCAGAAUUAUGACGAGCGCCUCGACGUUGCCCUCCUGCGCCCCAUGGGCCAAUCCAUCGAAGACAACGAGACGUAUCUCAAGGAGGUCGAGGAGCACAAAGAGGAUCCUACGUUACCUACACCACUGCCCCGCUACCACUUCGAGUUCUUUCUGCCGUCGAGUAGCGACAAAGUCAGAGGGAUCAAGCGCAACUUCAGCACAAACGAUCCCGACAAUGAGGACGAGAUCAAUUUUGACACGGGAGUGGACGAUGACGGGCGGCCGAGGAAGAUCUUCAAGUAUGAGCGCAUACGAAACUACGAGACAGCCAAUCAAACCGGUGACCCGGAGCACGAGUUCAGUGAUGUGGUUGCCGUUGCGCUACAUGACCCGGAGAGUCACGAAGACGAAGCACUCAGGACGAGCAAAUUGCAGAAGGCAGCUUACUUCUAUCCGAUCAAGCAAAAGAUUGGCAUCAGGCCGAAGAGGCAGGAGAACGUCGAGUUCUUGGGCGGGGAAACGCAGAAGGUAGACGUUGUCGAAACCAUUGCCAGGAACCCAGAGGUUGAAGUGGAAAAGCGAGAGAAUUGGCGGAAGCAGUACGAUAUCAUCGAGACGUAGGGCGCAUGUGCUGCAUCCUUGUCUACUAAUAUAUCCAUGCCUAUCAUCGGGUUCUCUUUCUAUCUUCUUACAUUGAAAUCACAAAGCGUGGCGUUGGAUUGCUUUCCGGUUGCUAUGGGUGGGUGCGGGGAUGCAUAUUGGCGGACAAGGGUAGGCUUUUGCAGUUACAUAGCGGAUACUUUGAUAGAUGUAUCAUAUUGUGCAAUUGACUGAUCCGGACGGAAAGAGAGAGAGAGAUAAAGAAACGAAGGAAACAACUUUCUCUGGCGUGCAGAACCCCCGCUCUCUGACCAAGAAACGAAUAGGACAUGGCGCAUAGUUAGUUGGUCGUAAAUAUAUGACAUUUGUCGCCAGUGGUUGGCUAGAAGGACAAACAAUUAUCAGCCUACUCGGGCAAUGUAGUGUUAGUCUCCGGGAACUACGC
Messenger RNA from Aaosphaeria arxii CBS 175.79, 1880 nucleotides. Its product is annotated as Paf1-domain-containing protein. Gene Ontology annotation, cellular component: Cdc73/Paf1 complex. Lineage: Eukaryota; Fungi; Ascomycota; Dothideomycetes; Pleosporales. The record is from RefSeq and is a predicted model, not a curated record. Bases 95 to 1456 code for a protein of 453 amino acids. Gene Ontology annotation, molecular function: chromatin binding; RNA polymerase II complex binding. The transcript is spliced from 2 exons. Gene Ontology annotation, biological process: transcription elongation by RNA polymerase II.